GUCCGGGGUCCUUUUGCUGUAAGCUCGUGCCACUGUGUGCUCGACGCGAGAACCUCUCCAACGGUCCAACCAGUGGGAGAGGUUUUGCAUAUCGCUCCAGGUAGAUUCAUGUCGGCAGGGAUAGUCACGCAGAGCGAAUGCGACGGAGGGUUUGUCGAGACAUAUAACGACUGCGAGCCCUCUCAAACUCUCUCCAGCUCCCACCCCCUUCAGCCCGCGCUUUGUGUUUCACGACCUUUCCAGUUGCCCUUUGUCGAGCAAUAGGUACAAGCCGCCCACCAUGACCGAAGAAAAGGUAGCACCGGCCUCGGCCGUGGCCCCGGCUACCCGCGUCGACAGCGCCGAGCCCCGCCCUUCCUACACCGGCAGCGUCACCGUCCACCCCGAUGAGAAGGGCGCAAUGGGCGGCGAAUGGACGGAGCCCAUCGUCGACACUAAGGUCCCCGAGACCGAAGAGCACAAGGAGGAGGAUCUCUACCGCCCGCUGAAGAUGGAUGAGAAUAUUCCACAUGAGGAGAACAUCUUGACCGUUCGAGCUAUUGUUGUUGGCUGUAUUUUGGGAUCCUUGGUGAACGCGUCCAACUUGUAUCUUGGCUUGAAAACUGGCUUCACGUUUGUGGCCUCGAUGUUUGGUGCCAUUUUUGGCUACGGAAUCUUGAAGAUGCUUUCGACAACGAGCCUUCCAAUCCUCGGUGGAACCUUUGGCCCUCAAGAGAACUCAAUUGUUCAAGCUGCUGCCACCGGUGCCGGAGGUAUCGCAGGUAUCUUCGUUGCAGGUAUCCCUGCCAUGUACAGACUCGAUCUCAUGCCUAGCACGCCGGCUGGUGAUAUUGGCAAGAUCUUCACCUUGACUCUCUGCUGCUCCUUCUUCGGCCUCUUCUUCGUUACGCCGCUGCGCAAGUUUUUUAUCAUCCGCACUGCCCGCGAGCUCAAGCUCAUGUUCCCGACCUCGACCGCCACGGCCCUGACUAUUCGAUCCAUGCACGCUGGUGUCAAUGGCGCCCGUGAGGCCGCUAUCAAGCUCAAGGCCUUGGGAAUUGCCUUUGGAGUCUGUAUCGCGCACCGCGUGGCAUCGUACUACGCUAUCGGAAUUCUCUACGACUGGCACAUCAUGUCAUGGAUUCACAUCUGGUCGGGUUACACGAGCUCCGCUAUGAAUAUCGAAUCAUGGGGAUGGUACUUUGAGUGGACGACCGCUUUCAUUGGCUCCGGCAUGCUUAUUGGCAUGAACUCUGCCUGCUCCAUGAUGGGAGGAGCCGUUCUUGCCUGGGGAGUUAUCGGGCCCGUCCUCGUUCAUUACGGCGAAUGCAUCGGUGUCCAGGCCUCCGAAGACCCGAACUGGUCCGGUCUCUACUCCUUCACCUCCCUGAAGCACAUCGGCCAAGGCCCGCCAUCCCCCCGAUACUGGCUGCUGUGGCCCGGUGUCAUGAUCAUGGUGUGCUCUUCCAUGGGUGAGCUUAUCGUCCACUGGAAGAUCAUCUACUUUGGCUUUGCUGCCGGCUGGAGGUCAAUCUGCCUCUCCAUCCACGAGACCGCGAUGAAGAAGGGCAAGCGCAUCGAAUUCUUCGCAAAGUACGCAGAGGCGGAAGAGAAGCGCGAGGUCGAUGCUGUCGAGGACCCCGCGACUCCCGAGCAACAGGUCAAGACCUGGAUCUGGGUUGUUGGUCUCUUCGCUUCCAUCAUCCUGGCCUGCAUCGUCAUGGGUCUGCAAUGGCAGGUCAACGUUGGUGUCACCAUCCUCGCCUUGGUCCUUGCCUUCUUGUUCUCUUUCCUCGCCAUCCAGAUCGGUGGUGUCACUGAUCAGACGCCCCUUACCGCUGCUGCCAAGGCCGCUCAGCUUGUUAUCGGUGGUACCACCACUGGCGCCGGUUACACUAUCCAGCACGCCCAGAAGAUCAACCUCAUCUCCGCCGGUCUCGCCGCCGGUGCUGCUGACGUUGCUACGGCUCUGACGUCCGAUUUCCGUACCGGUUUCUUGCUCGGCACCCCUCCCAACAAGCAGUUCAUCGCCCAGGCUAUCGGAACCUUCGUCUCCGUCUGGCUCGCGCCCGGUCUGUUCGUUCUUUUCACCACUGCCUACCCUUGCAUCACGGACGCCGAGGCAGAGCACUGCCCCUUCCUGGUUCCUUCCGUCAGUGCCUGGGCUGCCGUGGCCGAGGUUGUCACCAGCCCCAACGUCCCCAUCCCUCGCUCUUCCGGCAUCUUCGCCAUUUGCCUUGGUAUCUUCUCUAUUCUCCAGGUCAUCUUCCGCCACUACUACCUAGUUGGAUCCCGCGAGAAGUACCAGCAGUGGCUUCCUAACUGGGGUGCCAUUGCCCUGUCUUUCGUCAUUCCCGGUCCCGUCUUCGUCAACGCCGCCUUUGUCGGUGCCAUUAUUGCCUUCAUCUGGCGCCGCUGGAAGCCUGCUUCCUUCGAAAUUGCCUGCUACGCUAUUGCUGCGGGUAUGAUCGCCGGAGAGGGUAUGGGUGGUGUUAUUGGCGCUGCCCUUCAACUCGGCAACGUCUCUAGUGACAGAUAUGGUACUGGAGGUCUGGCCUGCCCCGAUAAUGCUUGUUAAACUGGCAAAAGUUGUUAGAAGCACGUAUAGUCUCUGUCGGGUGUUGGACGAGUAUGAAGGCCGGAGGCCGUCACCUUUUCCAAGGAGCCUGGUCUUCAGUCCGGUCCUUGGUAUUGGUGUAUCAUUGAGCCGCUCUGACUGAGCUGUUGAUAGCUCAGUCCGAGGCCAGUUUCACUCCCAUCAUCCAGAGCUGCACUGCCCUCUACAAAUAUGAUUGAAGAUGUUAGCCAUGAGUUAUAAUAUUGUAAUACAAAGAUGAACCCCUCGAGGUCAUUAUCAUACCCAAGAAUCACUUUACUAAGAGCAUGACACAAGUGGUUUCGCUCAUUCCGACACAACAUAACCCUCC
Messenger RNA from Colletotrichum scovillei, 2906 nucleotides. RefSeq names its product oligopeptide transporter. The record is from RefSeq and is a predicted model, not a curated record. Gene Ontology annotation, molecular function: oligopeptide transmembrane transporter activity. Bases 281 to 2557 code for a protein of 758 amino acids. NCBI's taxonomy places the organism in Eukaryota, Fungi, Ascomycota, Sordariomycetes, Glomerellales, Glomerellaceae. The transcript has 8 exons. Gene Ontology annotation, cellular component: fungal-type vacuole membrane.